Pyricularia oryzae 70-15 is the source of this 462-nucleotide messenger RNA. RefSeq lists its product as uncharacterized. The transcript is spliced from 2 exons. The coding region runs from base 1 to 462 and encodes 153 amino acids. Lineage: Eukaryota; Fungi; Ascomycota; Sordariomycetes; Magnaporthales; Pyriculariaceae. The record is from RefSeq and is a predicted model, not a curated record.
AUGAAGACUGCAAGGGAGGUACCUUUUCAGGUAUAUUUCUACGAGACGCCGGGCCUCGCAGGCGCCAUCCGUCCCUUAACCCACGUCAACCCGAACACCACCUCGGCAGUUGACCCACCAGCCGUUGCGCCCCUGCAGGCACUAUCCGACCCCCAGAGAGCUCCUGCACACCAGCCUGAGGCCUGUGUGACCUUUUCCCGCUGCCGGCUACCGGCCCAUCCGAACCUGAUCCUGGAGCAGGACGAGUUUUUCGUCGUGUACGAGCUGACCGAGACGGACCGGACUGUCAUCUUUGGGCGCUACGGGGGCUUUUGGUGCUUUCAUAACCUCGUCAUACUGGGCAGGGUCUCGAUCGACUACCUGGGAGAUAUCCAUUGCCCCACCCGCAUGACGUUCUUGUCGUACGGUUACCAGGUCGACAAGGCAUCUCGGCGGCCUGACGGGGUUUUGCGCUCGUUUUAG